This is a messenger RNA of Prosopis cineraria, 2219 nucleotides long. Its product is annotated as zinc finger protein JACKDAW. Bases 474 to 1949 code for a protein of 491 amino acids. The record is from RefSeq and is a predicted model, not a curated record. Gene Ontology annotation, molecular function: DNA-binding transcription factor activity. The transcript has 4 exons. Gene Ontology annotation, cellular component: nucleus. Lineage: Eukaryota; Viridiplantae; Streptophyta; Magnoliopsida; Fabales; Fabaceae.
ACACUCUUCCACAGAUGUGUGCUGGUGUCGUGUCUGCUUGUGUGUGUCUGUGUGUCACAGAGAGAGAUAGAGAGAGAUGCGUGGAGUGACACAUCAAAAUAUAUGGCUGACCUUGUUUGAGGGAUGCCAGCCAGUGAGACGAGAUAGAGACUAUGCAUACAGGAGCGUAAAAGGCAUAUUAAGAGAGAGUGAGUGAGCCAAGAGAGAGAAGCUAAAAAGAGAGCUCGGAUAUAUUAUCUAGGUAGCCAGAUAUGGGUGUGUUUGAUUCUAUCCCGUGGAAAUCAAACAAACAAGACACCAGAUCACCAGCUGGAAGAGUCCGCAUCAGCUCUCUGCAUUAGUAUAUAGUUUUCCUUGCGAUUCUCGUUUAUGGCUUUUACUUGAGUUUGGCAGAAACAAAGCCAGCCACCUCUUGCAGAUUUCGGUCUCACUGCGUCGCUACGUAGCUGCUAUAAACCUUCCAACAUACGCAAAUGAUGUCCGGUGACCCUUUCUCCUUAUCCACUACCAUCGGAGGUUUUGCUCCUCAACAAAGCCCAAACCCUAACCCUAAACCUAUUCCAAAGAAGAAGAGGAAUCUCCCAGGAACACCGGAUCCAGAUGCGGAGGUCAUCGCACUUUCACCGAAAACUCUCAUGGCCACCAACAGGUUCAUUUGCGAAAUAUGCAACAAAGGGUUUCAGAGAGAUCAGAACCUUCAGCUCCACCGGAGGGGUCACAACCUGCCAUGGAAGUUACGACAGAGGUCCAACAAAGAAGUUCGAAAGAAGGUUUACAUCUGUCCGGAGAAGACAUGCGUCCACCAUGACCCAUCCAGAGCACUCGGAGACCUCACUGGCAUAAAGAAGCAUUUUAGCAGAAAACAUGGCGAGAAGAAGUGGAAGUGUGACAAGUGUUCCAAGAAAUAUGCAGUCCAAUCUGACUGGAAAGCUCACACCAAGACUUGUGGAACAAGAGAAUACAAGUGUGAUUGUGGGAACCUAUUCUCCAGAAAAGACAGCUUCAUCACACACAGAGCUUUCUGCGACGCCUUAGCAGAAGAGAGUGCGAGGCUCACCUCAGUCUCCCCGACAAAUCUGAAUUUCAAGAACGAAGGGAAUACGAUGAGCUCACAACAUAGUCUGGCACUCGAAAACAACGCAGAAGUAAUUUCUCAAUUUGGCUCGCACGGAUUUCGCCCAGAUUUCAAUGGAAUGGGGAUGGGCGGGAACUCAGCAUGUGCGGACCAGCAAAGGGCAAGCUUGUCAAUGUGGCUGAACCAGGGAAACAAUGGUCUGGAUGUGGGAGGGCUUUACGGGUCUUCUAGUUGUUCUUCGGGUUUGGGUGAUCACAUGGCACAAAUGACGACCCAAGCUAAUAACAACGCUUUUGGGUCUUGUAAUUUUGGAAUGCCAGCUUCGAGUUCAACAAACGCAGGACUUUUAGUAUCCAGUGGGAGAAGAGGAGAAGCCAUGUCAAAACCAGCCUCUCCCAUGUCAGCGACUGCUCUACUUCAGAAGGCAGCUCAGAUGGGUUCCACCAGAAGCAGCAACAACAAUCCCUCUAUUUUCAGUGGCACUCUAGGAGUGAUGACCUCGUCUUCUUCCCAUACGACGACGACUAAUCUCAGUGAUAACAACGCCAACAAGCACCGGAAUUUCAGUUCAACUAGCAGUGCUGAGCCUGUGUUAGCAGAUAACAACUUUAGCUCGUUCACUCAUACAACGAACACUAAUCUUGACCAACUCGUGACGCAGACCAGAACAAAGCAGAGUCAGGAGCAACACGUGCAAUUGAAGCUUUACCCAGGUGGUUCGUCGGAACAUAAUUUAACAAGAGAUUUUCUUGGCAUGGGCGGUAGUGGUGCAGGAGGAGCCGGGAAUCCUCCUCCAUUUCUACCCCAAGAGCUGGUAAAGUUUGCGUCCAUCGGCUCACCCAUGGGUUUAACCCAAUUCACCGCCAACCAUUGAAGUUGUUUAUCUGUGUUCUUACUGAUGAUAAUUUAGCCAGCUAGGCAAGGCAGGCCCUCCAUGUGUAAGUAAGACAAGGCAAGCUUGAAGGCUCAUUGGGAAGUUCAAGAUUCGACCAAUGAGACACCCCUUGUGCCAGGGCCCACUGCAUGUCUGAGGUAACCCGAGGAGCAGCGAACUCCGAGUCAUCAUCAUCAUGCAUGUUCUCCUAAUUGUAGCUGUUGUCGUUGUUGUUUUCGCUUUCUUGUAAUUGUUUUGUCUUCCGUCUUA